This is a messenger RNA of Centrocercus urophasianus (Greater sage-grouse), 1280 nucleotides long. It is a transcript of the gene RAB34, whose product is annotated as RAB34, member RAS oncogene family. The record is from RefSeq and is a predicted model, not a curated record. Gene Ontology annotation, molecular function: GTPase activity; GTP binding. The transcript is spliced from 10 exons. Bases 401 to 1180 code for a protein of 259 amino acids. Lineage: Eukaryota; Metazoa; Chordata; Aves; Galliformes; Phasianidae. Gene Ontology annotation, biological process: phagosome-lysosome fusion; endocytosis.
UGGGGAUGGUGGGACCUGGGGAUAGCAGGACUUAGAGACACAGGAACAGUGGGAUUUGGGGACAGUGAGAUAUGGGACCUGGGGACAUGGAGACAGCAUAAUUUGGGGACAUGGGGACAGAGAAAAUUGGUGACAGUGGGAUGUGGGGACAAGGGGACAGUGGGAUUUGGAGAUAUGGGGAACAGCGGGAUUUGGGGACAUGGAGACAGCACAGUUUGGGGACAUGGGGACAGUGGGACGUGGGGACACGGAGACAGCAGAACUUGGGGACGUGGUGACAUCAGGAUCGGGGACACAGCCACAGCACCGCUCCCCCCGUCCCACCCCAUCUCCGCAGGCCUAGCGGUUCCCUCAGCCCCGCUCCAUCCCGCCCAUCCCAUCCCUCCGGCCGUGGGGCACCAUGAACGUGCUGGCCCCGGUGCGCAGGGACAGGGUUGUGGCCGAUCUGCCGCAGUGCUUUCGGAAGGAGGCCGCCCUGCACACCCGCCCCGAAUUCCAUUCCAGUGUGACCAGCGCCUGCCAGGAGCAGCGGACGGGCACUGUGGGCUUCAAGAUCUCCAAGAUCAUCGUGGUGGGGGACCUGGCAGUGGGGAAGACCUGCCUCAUCAACCGUUUUUGCAAGGAUACCUUUGACAAGAACUACAAGGCGACCAUCGGGGUGGACUUUGAGAUGGAGCGCUUUGAGGUGCUGGGGGUGCCCUUCAGCCUGCAGCUAUGGGACACGGCUGGGCAGGAGCGCUUCAAGUGCAUCGCCUCCACCUACUACCGGGGAGCACAAGCCAUCGUCAUCGUCUUUGAUGUCAAUGAUGUGGCAUCCCUGGACCACACACGGCAGUGGUUGGCAGAUGCCUUGAAGGAGAACGAUCCCUCCAACGUCAUCCUCUUCCUGGUGGGCUCCAAGAAGGACCUGAGCACACCGGCGCAGUACAGCCAGAUGGAGAAGGAUGCGCUCAAAGUGGCCCAGGAGAUGCAGGCAGAGUUCUGGGCUGUGUCCUCACUCACAGGAGAGAACGUGAGGGAUUUCUUCUUCCGUGUGGCAGCACUGACCUUUGAGAGCAGUGUGUUGGCAGAGCUGGAACGCGGCAGUGCCCGGCGGAUCGGCGAUGCUGUGCGCAUCGGCAGCACCGAGAGCGACCUGUACCUGUCAGCACCCCGCAAGAAGCCCAAAUGCUGCCAGUGAGCCCCGCAGCACCCCGUAUCUCCGUACCAAAGAGCAGCGGCCCCGGCGGGUGGGGGCAUCCCAUAGCUAUGCAAACCCCCCCAGAAGGGACACCCACAGC